GCUUUGAUAGUGUGUCAUGUCUGUUUUAGCAGUUUUAGGUUAAGUUGAAAAAAUAAGAUGGAAUUUUGGAAAAACAAGUUAGGCUCUCCCGUGAGAAUAGUUGCUCCUAUGGUAGAUGCUAGUGAACUACCUUGGAGAUUAUUGAGUCGAAGGUAUGAUGCUCAACUAUGCUACACUCCAAUGUUACAUAGUAGUAUAUUCUGCAAUGAUCCUAAGUACAGAAAAGAAGCCUUAGCUUCUUGUGAAGAAGAUAAACCCUUGAUAGUUCAGUUUUGUGGAAAUGAUCCUGAAAUCAUGCUUCAAGCAGCACUCCUAGCUGAGGACUAUUGUGUCGCUAUUGAUAUUAAUUUAGGUUGCCCUCAGGCUAUAGCUAAAAGAGGACACUAUGGUUCUUUUCUACAAGAUGAAUGGCCUUUAUUGCAAAAAAUUGUAAGUACCCUGAAUAGUAAUUUAAAAGUACCUGUCACCUGCAAGAUUCGAAGAUUUGAGAGUAUUGAAAAAACAGUUAGGUAUGCUAAAAUGUUGGAAUCUGCUGGAUGUAAAAUGUUGACUGUACAUGGUAGAACAAGAGAACAAAAAGGACCUCUCACUGGUUUAGCGGACUGGAGUUAUGUUAAGGCAGUAAGGGAGGCUCUGAGUAUUCCAGUUAUAUCGAACGGCAAUAUCCAAUGUAUUCAAGAUGUUGAAAGAUGUUUAGAAGACACUGGCACUGUAGGAGUAAUGGUAGCAGAGGGAAACUUGUAUAAUCCUGCAUUAUUCAAAGGAGAUAAUCCCCCUUCAUGGAUACCUGCCUUUGAGUAUUUAGAUUUGGUGAUAAAAUAUCCUUGUCCAUUGUCAUACGUCAGAGGUCAUCUUUUCAAAUUAUUUCACCAUGUGUUAACAAUAUCUUCAAAUAACCAUUUGCGGAUCAGGUUAGGUGCAGCCAAUACUUUACAUCAGUUCAGGGAAAUCACAACUGAAAUCAAGGACAUGUAUGAGCAUUUUCAUGAAGGUUUGAAAACAUGGGAACAAACUACUGAAAAUGGUACUCAAAAUCUAAUUCUUCCUCCUUGGCUAUGUCAGGCAUAUGUUAGAGACACCCCCGAAAAUCACAUUAAAAAAGUAGAAGAAAAUAAGAAGAAACUGAAUGAAGAUAAAUUGAUACCGGAGAAUAAAAGACAUUUCGAAAAUGCUGAGGGCAAUAUCAUAAGUAGAAAAAAAAUGAAAAAACUUCGAAGGAUAAGCAGAAGACCUGAAAAACCACCAAAUUUACCAGAGAGAAAUUUGGAAAAGUGCACAAAAUGUCUUAAUCCAUUGGGAUCCAAAUGCAUAUAUAGAUUAUGCAAAAAAUGUUGCAAGGACAAAUGUUAUUUAGGAAAUCUAGAUUGUGAAGGACAUAGAAUAUUAGUGAAGACAAGAAGGGAAAUAGCAAAGAAACAUGCUAAACAAGAUAAAAUAAUUGUCAAGGAAUCUGGGGUGUCAUAGUGGAAAAAUUUUAUUUUGAUGAAUUUCAUAGAUAUAUGAAUGUUAUGCGGAUUUUAUUAUUUUGUAUAAAAUGAUAACACAUUA
Messenger RNA from Leptinotarsa decemlineata (Colorado potato beetle), 1548 nucleotides. RefSeq names its product Dihydrouridine synthase 1 (gene Dus1). NCBI's taxonomy places the organism in Eukaryota, Metazoa, Arthropoda, Insecta, Coleoptera, Chrysomelidae. Gene Ontology annotation, biological process: tRNA processing. The record is from RefSeq and is a predicted model, not a curated record. Gene Ontology annotation, molecular function: flavin adenine dinucleotide binding; tRNA dihydrouridine synthase activity.